Molecule: messenger RNA, 1848 nt
Organism: Annulohypoxylon truncatum
Lineage: Eukaryota; Fungi; Ascomycota; Sordariomycetes; Xylariales; Hypoxylaceae
Product: MFS general substrate transporter
Exons: 1
Coding region: 1-1848 (615 amino acids)
Biological process (GO): transmembrane transport
Molecular function (GO): transmembrane transporter activity
Source: RefSeq, a predicted model, not a curated record
AUGUCGGAUCAUGAAACAACCACGUUAGACGUCCGCGAUGACGAGAAACUCGACGACCUAGAGCAAGGUGCAAAGCCGUCUGACAACAACACCCGCGUCAGCUCCUCGGCAAGCACCGCACGGGAAGAAGCUGGCCAAAAGAACGCAAAUGCAUCUGCUCCUGCUGAUGCAAACGGAGCAGAAAACCCGGCCGAAGGUGCCGCUCCAGCUCCAGCUCCAGCCCCAAAUAAGGCGGAAUUCGAAACAGGACGAACGCAGUUUGAGACGACCGUUAUCGUUUUCGCGCUCUGCUCGGCACUUUUCCUCGCGGCUCUCGACGUCACCAUCAUCACGACCGCGAUUCCGACCAUCGUCGAGCAGUUCAAGUCCCCGUCGGGAUACACGUGGAUCGGCGCGGCCUAUUUGCUAGCGAAUUCAGCCACCGUCCCCAGCUGGGGGAAGAUCUCCGAUAUAUGGGGGCGUAAGCCGGUGCUCUUGGCGGCCGUGGGCAUCUUCUGGAUUGGAUCGCUCAUAUGCGCGUUGAGCGUCAACAUCGGCAUGCUGAUCGCCGCUCGCGCCAUUCAGGGCGUGGGUGGCGGCGGUAUCGUCGUACUUACUAACAUCUGCGUCGGUGAUUUGUUCUCCAUGCGGAAGCGAGGCAUGUACUACGCGUUCUUCGGAAUGGUCUGGGCUAUAGCUUCUGCCAUCGGGCCUAUCCUCGGAGGCGUCUUCACAUCUAAGGUCACCUGGCGUUGGUGUUUCUACGUGAACUUGCCGAUUAGCGGCGUUGGCUUCUUCAUACUGCUCUUCGUCCUCAAGUUACACAACCCUCGCACGCCGGUUUGGCAAGGUCUCGCCGCCAUUGAUUGGUUGGGCAGUCUUCUCAUUAUCGGCGGAACGAUCAUGUUCUUGUUCGGAUUGGAGUUCGGAGGUGUCACUUACCCGUGGAAUUCGGCACCAACCAUAUGCCUGAUUGUAUUUGGUGUAGUGACGGUUGGAAUAUUCAUCGCGGUCGAGAAGUGGUACGCCAAGUACCCUGUCAUACCCCUUCGAUUAUUCAAAUUCGGGAAAAAUAUAUCGACUUUCGCGAUCUGCAUGGUCCACGGUUGUGUCUUCAUAUCCGGAAGUUACUAUUUGCCACUAUAUUUCCAGGCAGUCUUGGGCGCUUCGUCGCUUCUUUCCGGUGUUUACUUGUUGCCGUAUGUGCUUGCGCUAUCUUUCUUAUCAAUCGGCUCAGGCCUGUUCAUGAGGAAGACCGGCAAAUACCUUCCCGCCAUCAUCUUUGGCAUGUUCUUCUUGACGCUUGGGUUCGGCCUGUUCAUCGAUCUCGGUCCCAAGGCCAACUGGGCCAAGAUCAUUGUAUACCAGAUCGUCGCAGGUAUCGGUGUAGGACCGAACUUCCAAUCGCCACUCAUCGCGCUUCAAACAUCCGUCGAGCCCCGCGACAUCGCAGCGGUGACAUCCACUUUUGGUUUCGUCCGCCAACUUUCGACGUCCAUAUCCGUGGUUAUCGGCGGCGUAGUAUUCCAGAACGGGAUGCAGAGACAGUACCCAACCCUUCUAGCCCAGCUCGGCCCAGAACUUGCCUCGCAACUCUCCGGCGGGAGCGCAGGUGGUAAUGUUGCGCUAGUCGCUUCGCUACCCGGCGAGCAAGGCGACAUAGCCCGCGCAGCCUACUGGAACAGUCUGCGGGAGAUGUACAUCAUGUACACAGCUAUUGCCGCGGUGGGACUCAUCGUAAGCCCGUUCGUCAGCCAGAGAACGCUCAGCCGGGAGCACCAGGAACAUAAGACGGGGCUCCAGAGUCUUCGCCAGAACGGCGAGGGCGGCGCAAAGGCCGAGAAGACCGAAGAAAAGAAUGGUCAAUAG